UAAUUAUAAUAAUACCCCCAAUCAAUUCAGACCGGCCUAGAAUAGAAGAAGAACAAAAAAUAAAAAAGCUCUCCUGCUCGCCCUUUCCAAUCCAAAUCCAAACCUAGGGUUUCAAUUCCGAUCCUCAAACCCUCACUGUAGAUCUCGCAUUGAUCGUUGCAUGUGUCCGAUCUUCCUCCGAACCUCCAUUGCUAUCCAGGCACAUCUUCGCAGUCUUCGCCGUCGACAAUGUCGUCCCCGAAGGCCUCCCCUUCCGGUUCCGCUUCUAGAUCCGAGCCUCCCAACGAACCUGAGAUGGAAGGGAAACAAGAAAUGAUUCCAGCUCCUACAGAAAUUUUAUCAGUUAUUGAUUCUUUGAAAAAACAAGUUGCUGCUGACCGGUGUGUUUAUGUAGAGAAAAGAAUGGAAGAAAACAGGCUGAAGUUGGUUGACAUCAGUAACCUACUUUACAAGUUAUCACUGGAAAGACGAAAUGACAAAGUAAUUGGCACUGAUAAAAGCAUAGACCUACUGACUAAGAGGCAGAAAGAUGCAAUUGAUAUGCAAAAUGGUAUUGACAUAAGUAAUGCGGAUAAGGACAGUCAUAGCUCCCAAGAAGAUGGCCAGGCUUCUGCAAUUUUGCUAGGAUCUAGUAUAGCAGUCAAGAAUGCUGUUCGCCCUAUCAAGCUCAUGGAAGUGAAAAAAUUACCUCCUUAUACUACUUGGAUAUUCUUGGAUAGAAAUCAGAGAAUGACAGAGGAUCAAUCAGUAGUAGGCCGAAGGAGAAUUUAUUAUGAUCAAAAUGGGGGUGAAGCUCUAAUUUGCAGUGAUAGUGAGGAAGAAAUAAUCGAGGACGAAGAAGAAAAAAAGGAAUUUCGGGAUUCUGAAGAUUAUAUUCUUCGAAUGACCAUCAAAGAAGUUGGUUUGUCUGAUGCUGCAUUGGACGCACUGGGACAGUGUUUUUCCAGAAAACCUUCUGAAAUCAAGGAGAGAUACGAAGUUCUUAGUAAGGGAGAGAAUUCUGUGGAGGGCCCUGGGAAUUCAUUUCUUGAUAAAGAUCUUGAAGCGGCUCUUGAUUCUUUUGACAACCUGUUUUGUCGCCGAUGUCUUGUCUUUGAUUGUAGGCUGCAUGGAUGUUCCCAGGAUCUUGUCUUUCCGGCUGAGAAACAACUUCCAUGGAGCUUUCCAGAUGAGGAAAAUAUACCAUGUGGCCCGCAUUGCUAUAAACUGGUCCUAAAGUCUGAAUGCAAUGCUGUAGUGAGUUCUCCCAUGCGGGUUGAUUCUCAAGAAAAACCAGUCCCUUCCCCUGAUGGUACCGCAGCUCAGAUAUCCAGAAAGAAAUCUCUGGGUUCAUCUGUACGACGUAAACCAAAGUCAUGCCAAAGUGAAAGUGCUUCAUCAAAUGCAAGGAACAUAUCAGAAAGCAGUGACUCAGAGACCAGACCUGUACAGGACAUUACCUCUACUCACCACUCUUCAUCACCAUCCAAGUCUAGGCUUGCUGGAAAAUGUGGCAUUCAUAAGAGGAAUAGCAAGCGAGUUGCUGAACGCGUUUUACAUUGCAUGCAGAAAAGGCAGAAGAAAAUGGUGGCAUCUGAUUCUGAUUCUUUUGUGAGUGGAAGUCUUGGUUCAAAAGAUAUGAAACUUCGACCUAAUUCUCGUAAAGAAAAUGAAGGUGCUAGUUCGUCUUCACAGAAACUGAAGUCGUCGAGUGCUGGAAGGCCUAGGAGGAAGGAUCUCAGUAAUUGACAGUAAAAAAUGUGUUCAGCAGGAGGUUCCUCAUGGUCCAUCAAUGAUAUAAUUAUUGCUCGACCAGUUUGUAAUGAUGACACCAUGAGGAGAGAAGAGUUUGUGGGUGAAAAUAUCUGUAAACAAGAAAUCGUUGAUGGUAAAUCAUGGAAAACUAUUGAGAAAUCCCUUUAUGACAAAGGUUUGGAGAUAUUUGGAAGGAACAGCUGUUUAAUUGCUAGGAAUCUUAUGAAUGGCAUGAAGACUUGUUCGGAGGUAUUUCUGUACAUGAAUUGCUCUGAGAAUAGGCUAUUCUCCCGGGCAGGUGAUGGUGCAAAUUCUCUGCUUGAAGGCUAUUCCAAGCUUGAUUGUAAUGAAACUAUGGGUAAUGAAGUUAGACGAAGAUCAAGAUUUUUACGUAGGAGAGGUAAAGUUCGCCGCUUAAAGUACACUUGGAAGUCUGCUGGGUACCAUUCAAUUAGAAAACGGAUUUCUGAAAGAAAAGACCAGCCUUGCCGGCAGUACAACCCAUGUGGAUGUCAAUCUGCCUGUGGGAAGCAAUGUUCUUGCCUUCUAAAUGGGACCUGCUGUGAAAAAUACUGCGGAUGUCCAAAGAUUUGCAAGAAUCGAUUUAGAGGCUGUCAUUGUGCGAAAAGUCAAUGUCGGAGUCGGCAAUGUCCAUGCUUUGCUGCAGGACGAGAAUGUGAUCCAGAUGUUUGCAGGAAUUGCUGGGUCAGUUGUGGUGAUGGCACUCUUGGGGUUCCUUCCCAACGAGGUGAUAAUUAUGAAUGUAGGAACAUGAAGCUUCUUCUCAAACAACAGCAAAAGGUUUUGCUUGGAAGAUCUGAUGUAUCUGGCUGGGGGGCUUUCUUGAAGAAUAGUGUUGGCAAACAUGAAUACCUUGGUGAGUAUACUGGUGAAUUGAUCUCGCAUCGAGAAGCAGACAAGCGUGGCAAGAUCUAUGACCGUGAAAAUUCUUCAUUUCUCUUCAAUCUUAAUGAUCAGUUUGUUCUUGAUGCUUACCGGAAGGGUGACAAAUUGAAGUUUGCCAACCAUUCUCCAGAUCCAAAUUGCUAUGCAAAGGUCAUUAUGGUGGCCGGGGAUCAUAGGGUGGGAAUAUUUGCUAAAGAACGAAUUAGUGCUGGGGAGGAACUCUUUUACGACUACCGUUACGAGGCAGACAGAGCUCCUGCUUGGGCAAGGAAGCCUGAAGCAUCUGGUCCCAAGAAAGAGGACACCGCUCCUUCAAGUGGUCGUGCUAAGAAACUUGCUUAAUUGAUCAUUUAUACUUCAAUCCUAAAAUUCAAUUUUUUGUCAUUCUUUCUAAGAUAGAAUUUUCAUUUGACUUCGAAGGAAAGGUGGAUUUUUUUGGGUCAUUUUGUUGGUGGAGAGGCCAUUGCUGUCUCUGCUGAUUAACUUAUUGGAAUUUUCUUUAACAAUUCAUGCUAUUCAGUGUAUUGACCAAAGCCCAAUUGAAUACAAGGCUUUUAGUGACUCAUUAUUACAUUUUCUUACAUCAAAA
Camellia sinensis is the source of this 3229-nucleotide messenger RNA. RefSeq names its product SET domain-containing protein (gene CLF). Gene Ontology annotation, cellular component: nucleus; PcG protein complex. The record is from RefSeq and is a predicted model, not a curated record. Gene Ontology annotation, biological process: heterochromatin formation. Gene Ontology annotation, molecular function: histone H3K27 methyltransferase activity; protein binding; chromatin binding. NCBI's taxonomy places the organism in Eukaryota, Viridiplantae, Streptophyta, Magnoliopsida, Ericales, Theaceae.